CAUCUUCCGAACUAUUACAAUUCGCUUCUUCGCCGUUCGAGCUCGGAGAUUUGUAUGUGUUCGUCAACUCUUAUUUUGAUUUGCUCAAGCUAGACAUCUCUGCUGACGCACAUGUAAUUAACAGCUCCUGGACUUCCUGUUGGCGGUGGAUAUGCCACUUCCUCUUGAUAAAUUGUUUUGUUGAAGUUUUAUGAUAUACUAUUGUAAGUAGGCAGAGAUUUAGAAGUUUCAACAGAUAUGAUUGCUGUAGUGAAGCAGCUUGUUGCUUUAAUGUAUUGAAGUUGGAUGACAGUUCCCUGUUUGGAUCCUGAUUUAAUUUCUUUAUUGUUGUUAAGCUAAAUAUCUCAAUGGAUCUGGAUAUUCUAUCUGAGAGUGAAAACACUUUCGUGGCUGGACCAAGAUCUAAGAUUGAAAUUUCAGAUCGCUACAAUAGAAAAAAGGCAGAAGAGAGGGUUGUAUAUGCAGAAGAAAGAGAUAAAAAAUGGAGACACUCGAGCUCCUAUGGCUUAACUGAUAACGAUUCUAAUGGAUCUUCUAUGUAUUAUCCUGCUAAUUCUGAUCAGAAAAGCUUGCCUUCCAGGUCAAUUGGAAUGGUGGUAAAAGAUAGUGAGGUACUAAAGCGGGGCUCUACGUACCAAAGCUCAGAAGAAGUCAGAAGAAUGCAAGUGGUUAAAGAUAGGCGGACUGUGAAGCAAGACCGUCGUGAUGAGGCUUUCCUGUCCUUUAAAGUUAUCAAAUCCCCACCACGGGGUUCAUCAAGAGAAUUUGUUUAUUUUCCUGAACCAACUAAGAAUGCUUUGGUGUCUUUACCCUUAGAUCCAGAUUCUCUAUCUCUUGGUAACAAUAAGUUAUUUCCAACAGAAAAUAUGGAGUUUCUAGACUUAUCAUUCCGUGAUUUUUUAGAGGACCGUUCAAAGAUCAGCAUUUCAUGCUCAAAUGCAAAUGCAGAUCCAGCAGGCAGCAGUCCUGCCAAUAAACUUUUGGAGAAGCGCUUGCAGAGUAAAGAGAUUAGUAGCCUUGCUGGAAAGGAAGCUCCAGAGUUUGUACAGAAAUUGCGGGUAAAGGAAACAAAAUCAGGUGCACUUCAGUUGUGUAGUGCUGGAGUUGAUGCUAGUAUUAUCUAUGAAAGAGAGUAUAUAAGCAUUCUGCCUAAAUCCUUUUCAGCAAAGGCAGGAACUCCAGACAGGCGUUAUUAUUCAGCAAGAGAGAUGUUAAAAUCCAGCCCAAAGACUCGUUUUAGCCCAUUUAAGAAGAUGUUGGAUCCCAUUUUGAAAUCUAAUGCCUGGCGCAACCCCUCACUCCUGGAACCAGAAACCAGCAGUAGCACAGCCUUCGAUGCUCCAAGCUUAAGUAGACAUAAAUUCUUCCCGAAGUCCCUAUUGAAUGAUUUCUCGAGGGCAACUCAGAAGAUUGAAAAUGACAAGGUACCAAAUGGAAGUGCCAACGUGAUCAAGACAGCUAAUUCCCCGGUUCACUUGCAUGCUCUUCUGAGAUGGGAAUGUAACCAUGGUGCCUCAUUUUAUGAAUUUUCAGUUAAAGAUCCUGAAGAUGUCCUACGUGCAAAAACAUGGAAAACUGAAAAUGCUUUUAAUUGGGUGUAUACUUUCCAUUGCCUUAAAAAGAAAAGUAAUAGUCAGAAUAAUAAAACAAAAGAAAGCCAUGAUCAGCUAUCUCUAAUGAUUGGUCAGAUGCAGGUUUCUUGUUACUUGUGCCCAGAGAUCACUAAUGCUGGAUCUUUCGAUAACUCUGCAAUUACAGAGUUUAUUUUGUAUGACAUAGCUCACGCAAGAAAGAAUAAUGCGGUUGAGAGAUCCCAUUUUCCUUCAAAUUCCAAUCAAACUGCUGUUUUUACUGUUGCAGACAGUUUGUGCGCAGAGAGUUCUUUAGAGUCAAGUAGCUUGAUUAAGGCUGAAGAUUUCCAAUCUCCAGUUAGCUGUAAUUCCUCUAACUUUGAGUCAGAACUUUCAACUGCUUUUCCAUGGGCAACAACUGAGUUACAGCCAAACCUUGAAAUUGCUGCCAUUGUUAUUCAGAUUCCUUUUAGUAAGAAAGAUGCCUUGAAAAAUUUCCAGGCGGGAGAUAAGUACAAGUGUUCUGCAGCAGAUCUAAGAGUUAGUGAUGACAAUUGCCCUAGUCCUGUAUAUAUGAAGGUUGUUGCACCAACUGGGAGACAUGGGCUCCCUAACAGCGAGGAAGUCGGGCCUUCAUCAUUACUUGAUAGAUGGAGAUUUGGUGGAGGCUGUGAUUGUGGUGGUUGGGACAUGGGCUGCCCAAUUCUUGUGUUUGAAACUGUCAGCAAUGAUAACGUGGCUUCAAUAACUGGAACUCAAGGGUCAAUUCUUCUUUUUGUUAAGGGUAAAAAGGAAAAAGUUCCUGCUCUCUCCAUCACAGCUAAUGGGAAAGGAUAUUAUGCUGUUGAUUUCCAUGCUCAAUUAUCAUCACUGCAGGCAUUCUCGAUUUGCAUUGCAAUUCUGCAAGGCUUCGAAGCUUCUUCAGCUAUUGGCCAAGACAAUGACAAGCAUAAACCAUACUCUAAUUCGCUCAAGCUUCUACUUGAAGAAGAAGUUAGAGAUAUCAUUGAAGCCGUUUCAGAGAAGAAACGACAAACAAACACACGAGUUAAGCAGGUCCCCCCAUCUUUCUUCCUUGACUCUCCAUUUUCUCCAAUGGGACGGGUUUAGUUCACAAUGAAGAUUGUGAAAUUCAGUUAAAAUGAAGGCCUGGGUAACAUCUAGCUAGCUGAUGACAGCUCGGCAGAGAAAACUCUGUUUUUAAAAAUCAAUGAAACCAACAGCUGCAGUUUGAAUCUUUUUAGGAUUUCAGGUAUACAUUUCAUUCUAACUAUUGUAUUGCAUUAUAUUGUGAGCUUAGUCCUGUCUAUAAUGUUUUAUAGUUUGAGAGAAAUUUGGAGGGGAGUGUAGAAAAUUUCACACUGAUUAUGUAGAACAAUUAACCCAAGGUUUAGUUUGUGGCAUUGUAUUUUUAAGCAUGAAGGCCAAGCAAAUGAAAUAACACGUUGCAGUUCUUUAAUUAUA
Molecule: messenger RNA, 3035 nt
Organism: Phalaenopsis equestris
Lineage: Eukaryota; Viridiplantae; Streptophyta; Magnoliopsida; Asparagales; Orchidaceae
Exons: 4
Coding region: 348-2681 (777 amino acids)
Source: RefSeq, a predicted model, not a curated record